UUGUUGCAAGUGCAAAGAAAUAAAUUGUUGGCGCCUUUAAUAACCGGCUUUCGUUAAGUUUUGUAAUCAGUGCUAUAAAGAAUCAGAAACAAAAUUUAGUGAAGCAGCAGACGAGGGUUAAAAUGACAACGAAUGGAACAAAUACUACUGAAGACACUGAAAUGGGUGAAUACGACGGGGACAAGGUUGUGACAAUGUUGGAUGUUUUGCAAGAAGAACAAGACUUUGAAGAGGACGCUAAUGCCGUCCUUGGUGCCUCCGAUGAUAAAAAUUGUUCUUACAGUAAGGGUUAUAUAAAAAGGCAAGCAAUAUAUGCCUGUAUGACAUGUUGUUCUGAUGCUAAAAUUGAUCCCCUGAAGAGAGCUGGAGUCUGCUUGGCUUGCAGUUUGACUUGCCAUGAGAAUCAUGAGUUGGUCGAAUUGUAUACGAAGAGAAAUUUUCGCUGCGACUGUGGCAAUGCAAAGUUCAACUCACAUCCUUGUAAAUUCAAUCCAAAUAAAACUGACCUGAAUGAAGAAAACAAAUACAAUCAAAACUAUAGCGGAUUAUAUUGCACUUGCCAUAGACCUUACCCUGACCCAGAAUCUACAACUGAAGAUGAAAUGAUUCAAUGCAUUAUCUGUGAGGACUGGCUUCAUGCAUCUCAUUUAGAUGCAGUUGUCCCUGAUGAACCAUAUUCUGAAAUGAUUUGUAAAGACUGUAUGGAGAAAAAUAGUUUUUUGCAUGAUUAUAGCAGUUUAGUUAUAACAACUGAAAGUGUAGACGUUGACAAUGUGAGCACUAGUGAUGCUAUCACCAUGGUAAAUGGCAUUCCAGAAAGUGAGGGAACAUCGGAAAAUACUAAAGUACAAGACGUUGAAAUGAAGAAUGAAGCAAAUCUAAACUUAAGUGACCAAACAAAUACUGAAAAUGCACUUCAGACUGAAAAUAAAAAUGAGUCGGUAAAUUCUGAAAGUGAUACAAUGAAGGACUCCACAAAUGAACUAGAAAAAGUAGAAAGUGAAGAUGUAAGUAAUGAAACUGAUUCCAAAACAACACCAGAAAUUGAAGAAAAAGAAAAUUCUUGUAUUGAAUCUGUAGAAGCCAAAACUGAGAAAGAUCAACUGACAGAAGAUAAAGUUACAAAUGUAAUUUCAGAGAAGACCACACUAAGUCCUGACCAGAAUAAAGUUGCUGGUGAAAGUAAUCUUUUAGAUAAUAAAGAUUUGUCAGUUGAUGAAGAAACAAUUGACAAUGGUACAAAAGAUGUCAACAAAGAAGAAAGUAAAGAACCUAUCCCACAAGACACAGAUGUAACCACUACAAACAAAGCUGACAGUGCCAAAGAGGAGCCUAUUACACAUGAUAAUGAAUCUAAAGAUAUUACUGACAAUGAUCUGAAAAUGGAAGAAGAGCUACUUAAGGACCCUACUGAUACAGAAGCACCUAGUAAUCAAAAACCAGAAGAAAUUGAUACUGAAAUAACAAAAUCAAAUAUUGAAAGUGACAAAGAACCAGUGACUGAUACAACCAAUGAAGCAGCUAUAGAUGCAGUCAAUGAACCAGCUAUAGAUACAACAAAUGACGCAGUUGUGAAUAAAACCAAUGAGGUAGUUAUGGAUACAACUAAUGAAUCAGCUAUGGAAAUGACCAAUGAACCAGCUAUGGAAACAACCAAAGAACCGGCUUUGGACCCAACCAUUGAACUACCUAUAGAUACAAUUACUGAACCAGUGGCAGUUACUGAAAAUAUACCAGUUAACGAAACUUUAAUGGAUGCGAAAGACGAGACAGAAAUGGAUGUUGAAAAGAAAAAAGAAAGUGAUUCAAGUGACAUGGAGAUACAACAAACUGUCUCUGACAAUCCUGAAACAAGCAGUACACAAACUAGUAACUUGGAAUCUCUCAAUACAUUAGAAACUGACACUCAACAAGAAAGAAUUACUGAUGAUGAUUCAACGAAUAUUGAAAAAGACAACACAAAGACUGAAGAAACUAAUUCUGUAAAUCAGUCUAAUGAGGAAAGUAAUGUUGGGAAUGUUGAUGAAACUGUUGCAAGUAGCAAUGAGAACAAAAGAAAGUUAACAGAGGAAGAAGGUAAAGAUGAUGGUGCAAAAAGGAUUAAACCUAAUGAAAGUAAAAUUUGUAUUAGGCCAAAAGGAAUAAAAAGAUACCUUAAAGGAGCAACAUUCUGGCCUUCAAACUUUCGGCAGAAACUCUGUACAUGCAAUGAGUGCCUUUCCAUGUACAAAGAUUUGGCUGUACUAUUUCUGAUAGACUCGGAGGACACAGUCGCUGCAUACGAAAUGUUAGGAAAAGAAAGAAGCAAUGGAAAUUCUCAGUAUGAGAAGGGCUUACAAGCUUUGUCCUCUCUUGACCGCAUACAACAAAUAAAUGCAGUCACUGAAUAUAACAAACUGCGAGAGAAAUUGUCAGAUUUCUUGAAGACAUUCAUGCUCAAAAAGGAAAUUGUAAAAGAAGAGGAUAUAAAAGCUUUCUUUGCUGGCAUGAAACCAAAACGGGAACCAGAUGGAGUUUAUUUCUGCAGAUAAAAUUUAUUAAUAAGUUUUUUAUAUAUUGUCAUUUAAUUUUUUUUAGAAUUACUGUUUAAAUAUUCCUCUGCUUUUAGUACCUUCAUAUUUGUUAAUGGAAAAGAGUACAUAAGUUAUAUU
This is a messenger RNA of Papilio machaon (common yellow swallowtail), 2651 nucleotides long. Its product is annotated as putative E3 ubiquitin-protein ligase UBR7. The coding region runs from base 123 to 2531 and encodes 802 amino acids. The record is from RefSeq and is a predicted model, not a curated record. The transcript is spliced from 2 exons. Gene Ontology annotation, cellular component: cytoplasm. Lineage: Eukaryota; Metazoa; Arthropoda; Insecta; Lepidoptera; Papilionidae. Gene Ontology annotation, molecular function: ubiquitin protein ligase activity; zinc ion binding.